Messenger RNA from Halteromyces radiatus, 863 nucleotides. RefSeq lists its product as uncharacterized. The transcript is spliced from 4 exons. Gene Ontology annotation, biological process: negative regulation of transcription by RNA polymerase II; rRNA processing. Lineage: Eukaryota; Fungi; Mucoromycota; Mucoromycetes; Mucorales; Cunninghamellaceae. The record is from RefSeq and is a predicted model, not a curated record. Gene Ontology annotation, molecular function: DNA binding. Bases 113 to 757 code for a protein of 214 amino acids. Gene Ontology annotation, cellular component: nucleolus.
CUUCUUUUGACCUGAUGAUUUUUGGAAAUCCGCAGUGGCUUGAUGCACUGCAUUUUUUUUUUUUUUGACAAGUUUCCCCCUUUUCUUUCUCUCUACUUCUUUUCAGUUUAAUAUGGUUAGCUUCCAAUGUGAAGGCUGUGGUGACAUUGUCAAGAAACCAAAAUGCAAGAUUCAUCAACAACGCUGUCAUGCUCCAUUUACCUGUAUUGAUUGUCACCAAACUUUCCCUGGUAGUAGCUAUCAACCUCAUAAUCAAUGUAUGACUGAAAGUGAAAAAUAUGAAAAAGGAUAUAAAGCACCCAAAAACAAACAACAACCCAAAAAGACGACUUCAACAUCAGCACAACCUGAUAGUAUUAUUGCACAACUUGAGAAAAAGAAGGAACAAAUCAAACGACCUUUAGAAGAAGAAGAUCAACAAGAAGAAACUAACACAAAGGAAAACAAAAAGGCCAAGAAGGAAAAAAAGGAAAAGAAGGAAAAGAAAACCAAAUCUUUGUUGGAAUGGUCUACUACUGAAUUGGAUACUGAUAAGAAUAAACAAAUUGUGUUGGCUUUGGAAUAUAUCUUGAAGAAGGAUCAGACUACACUUUCAGUGGAAGAGUUACGUAACAAGGUGACUUCAAUGAUUAUAUCUCAUCCCAAGGUACCCAAAGAUAUGAAGAAAGAAGACUAUAAUGCAUUAUUUGAUCAAACUGUGGGUCUUAGUUUCAAUAGCAAGAAAAAGAAGGUUGUUUUUAGUUCAUUGAAGAAAUAAAUUAGCUUUAUAUUUAAUAUAGUCAUCAUUAUUGUAAUAAAAAAAGGAAUUCAUUCAAGCAUUAUAAAUAUUCAAAAUAAAAUAAAAAAAUCAUCCAUUAUUUUGC